UUGACAGUUUAAAUCAGCUGGUGUCGGUGCCGGCGAUUUCCUCGAGAGAUCGAUAUUCAUUUUUUGUAAAAAAAUUGAUUAAAACAAAUAAACCUUGUUUUGGAAUUUUGACCACAUACGUGAAUGUGUUUUUUGACGGUUUGAGACAUGAAAUUUGUGUUCUAUUUUGUAAUCUUUUAAUUGUGCGGUAAUUGUUUACUAACUUGUUCAUAUAAUGGCGGGCAAGGCUCCAGUGCUCGAACUGAAUGAUGGGAAUAAAAUUCCAGUUGUUUCUUUGGGCACCGGGAGAGGGACCGCAGGACAUGCACCUAUGGAUGAAGUUCGCCAAGCUGUGUUCUGGGCUAUCGAGCAGGGUUACCGCCACAUAGACACUGCUGCCUUCUAUCAAGAUGAACCAGAAGUCGGACAGGGCAUCGCUGAUGCUAUAGCUAAAGGCAUGGUCAAGCGGGAAGACAUAUAUGUUACUACUAAGUUAUGGAACGACAGACACGCCCAAGAUCAAGUGGUUCCCUCGCUCCGGGAGUCCCUCAAGAGACUCAAUUUGGAAUAUGUGGACCUUUACUUGAUCCACUUUCCUAUAGCGCUCAAUGCUGAUGGUUCUGACUCCGAUAUCGACUACUUGGAAACCUGGAAAGGAAUGGAAGAGGCAAAGAAGCUAGGUCUUGCCAAGUCUAUAGGAGUGUCCAAUUUUACCAUAGAACAACUGGACAGGCUGAUUGAUAACUGUCAGAUCAAACCUGCUGUCAACCAGAUAGAGGUCCACCCAGCCCUAACGCAAGUACCUCUUGUCUCUCACUGCCAGAAGCUAGGGGUGGCAGUAAUGGCAUAUUGCCCGCACGGAUUCCUAGUUACCCGCAAAUCUAAGGACAUCCCGCCUCCCCAAUUCGAUGACCCUAAGCUUGUUGCUAUUGCUGAAAAGUACAGGAAGACCACAAGCCAAGUUGUUCUGCGGUACUUGCUGGACAGAGGCCUCAUCAUCGUCCCAAAAUCCACGAACCAAACGCGCCUAGCCCAGAACCUGGAUCUCUUCGAUUUCAAACUAACAGACGAAGAGGUCGUCACCAUCGGACAGUUUAACAGCAACUCAAGGGUCAUAAUACAUCCUUAUUGGAAAAAUAACGUACACUAUCCUUUUGAGAGAGAUUGAGCCAUAGUAUGGGAGAUCGAGGAACGUAUUAACUAUUAGUAAGCUCGCAACAGGACAGGUUUUUUAGUUUAAGUCUCGGGCUAACAAACGCGCGCUAUUGUGAUUUUGCUGAUAGGGAAUACAAGUAAGUUUCUAAAAAUCUACGUUACAACAACUCGCCUCUGUCACAACUCACCUCGGUCUCCCCUAACUGAAGGACCAAAGAUCAGUUGAUAAAGAUUUUCACUGCAGCUACUUGACACUUGUCUAUAUUUUUACUAAUUUAAAAAUAGCCUUCAAUUUUCGAGUUUUUUGAAUAUUAAAUAAUUAAUUUCAUUAUAGUGUGGUGUGAUCAUUUAUUUUAUACAAAUCAAUAUGUAUUUUUAAGAACCGCUAAGUAAUGAUUACUUUUACUUACAUUUUAUAAUCUUAAGACAAGUACUCUUUGUGUUAUACUCACAUGCUCGUAAUUCAGGCAGUACAGAUGUAAAAUGUGAUGUUCUCUAAAGUUAAAAGUUACUGCGUUGUUGCUUUCCGUAAAACUAAACUUGGUCGUUUUGUUACAAAAAUAACCUGAUUAUGUUUAAUUGAAAAUGUGGUACCGUUUUCUUGUGUGGGGAGUACAUGUUAUGUACCUAAGUAUAAAUGAAAAUGUCAUGUACAUAAUAUAUAUAAAAAUGUUUAUGAACUACCUCUACACUACCUCUUCUAUUAAGUAAUAAUUUCCAGGUAGAAAUUAUAAAUUACACAAUUUACAAUCUUUUUAUUUUAUACUAACAGGUAUGUAAAUUAGAAACCUUUACACCAAUAUGUCCAUAGACAUGACUACUAAUAAUAGGUAUUUAUUUGACAUGAUUCAAAUUUCCGCUGUCUACA
Messenger RNA from Leguminivora glycinivorella, 2002 nucleotides. RefSeq names its product aldo-keto reductase AKR2E4-like. The transcript is spliced from 7 exons. Bases 215 to 1147 code for a protein of 310 amino acids. The record is from RefSeq and is a predicted model, not a curated record. Lineage: Eukaryota; Metazoa; Arthropoda; Insecta; Lepidoptera; Tortricidae. Gene Ontology annotation, molecular function: aldose reductase (NADPH) activity. Gene Ontology annotation, cellular component: cytosol.